CGGAGUGUCCACCGGUGUCCCCCAGUGUCCCGGGGUGUCCACGGGUGUCCCGUCCCAGCGGUCUCGGGGCUGGCGUCUCCUCUGGCGGUGCUGCCGAGCGGCGCGGGCUCCUCUCUCCUGCGCGCGCUUCCUCGCUGGAAGCCCGUCCCGCGGGUCCAUGAGGGUGUCGGCGGUCUGAGGGAGCCCGAGAGCAAGGAAAAACAAUUCCACGAUGAAACGUGAAGAAUUUUUGCAAGUUGUGUCUAAAGAGUCAAUUGAAGACUUCCUGCAUUACACUCAGAAUCCUAAAAAUACAGUAGAUCGUUUUGACUUGAAUGAACUACUUCAAGAAUUGCCAAGGAAGAAGAAGGAAGUACUAUGGGAGAGACUGACCCAGCUGUUGACAGAGAACUUGAUGGAGAACCCUGUGGAAACGUGGCAGAGGACUGGAGAUGAUAAAAGUGAUGAUCACAUGGAAGUCGAGAUAACUCCAGAAAUGAAACAAACUGUAGCACUGAUCCAAGGAGUGACAGCUGUCGUGACGGCUUCCAUACCUGCAGUGGAUGAAAAUGUGAACUACAAAGCUCUUCUAGAAUGUGUUUUUAUAUUAAAUGGUAUUCUUCCUGCAUUACCUGCAUCUGAAAAAAUCCUGAAGGAUGCUAUCCAACGUGUAUGUGAAAUGUGGUGGCAGAAGGGACUGGAAGGGAAGGAUGUUCUGGGGAAGACUCUAUUUGUCAUUCUGCUAAGAAAAAGCCUGCAUAAAGCUGCUGUGGGUGCAGAUAUAGUUCGUCUGUGGAAUCUACAUCAGGCAUUACUUUGUUUUGAUUAUGAUUCAGAGGAGAGUAAUGAAGUGAAGGACUUGUUGCUUCAGUGUUUUAUGAGUGUAAAACACAUUAAGAAAGAAGAGGGAAGAAGAUUCCUGAGUUUUUUGUUCAGCUGGAAUAUAAACUUCAUUAGGAUGAUACAUGGAACUGUUAAAAACCAAUUACAGUUCUUUCCAAGAUCCUUGGUGGAAUACAUUGCAGAAGUUUACUUCAGGUCCUGGAAGAAGGUAUCAGGAGAAUUCAUAGAGGUGCUGGAACAUAACUGCAUCCAGGAUUUCAUGCAUCAUGGAAUUCAUCUUCCCAGAAGUUCUUCUGUUCAUUCUAAAGUUAGAGAGAUGCUGAGUUAUUUUCAUAAACAAAGUAGAGUUCGUCAAGGAGUAGAAGAAAUGCUCUAUAGAUUGUAUCAGCCUAUCCUUUGGAGAGCACUGAAGGCCAGAAAAUCAGAAGUUCGAACAAAUGCAGCAUUUUUGUUUGUUGAUGCUUUUCCUCUUCGAGAUCCCAGUUUUGGUGCUGAAGAGAUGGACAAUGAAAUUCAGAAACAGUUUGAAGAGCUUUUUAGUCUCUUAGAAGAUCCUCAUCCAGUUGUCCGCUCUACAGGGAUACUUGGAGUUACUCAGAUAACAUCCAGAUACUGGGAGAUGAUUCCUUCAGUAAUUGUUGCUGAUCUUUUAAAAAAGAUAACUGGGGAGCUGGCGUGUGAUGUAUCAUCUGCUGAUGUUCGAUGCUCUGUAUUUAAAUGCCUACCAAUAAUUUUGGACAACAACCUAAGCCAUCCAUUACUGGAACAGCUCCUGCCAGCGACCAAACACAGCCUUCGUGACAACUCAGAGAAAGUGCGAGUGGCUUAUGUCGACAUGCUGCUGAAAAUUAAGGCUACCAAGGCUGCUAAGUUCUGGAAUAUCUGUCCUAUGGAGGAUAUUCUGACUCGCCUUGAGGUGGAUUCACGGCCCGUGUCCCGGCGCAUAGUGAACCUCCUGUUCAACUCCUUCUUCCCCACUAACCAACCCGAGGACGUGUGGUGUGAGCGCUGUGUCACUCUGAUCCAGAUGAAUCCAGCAGCAGCCAGAAAGUUCUAUCAAUAUGCUUAUGAAUACACUGCCCCCACCAAUAUAGCUAAAUUGAUCCUCACUAUUCGGCGCUGCUUGAACGCCUGCAUCCAGAAAGCAAAGGAGAGUCUGUGUGAUAGUGGUGAGGAUGAUGAUGAUGAAAGCGAAAAGGAGAACACAAGUGUGUUGGAUAAUGUGCUGUCCAUAAAUGAUGUGGCCAGCAUGGCAAGUUUGUUGGAGAUUAUUGUAGUUCUCUGGAAAAGUAUCUACAAAGCACUAGAACACAAUGAAGAGGUCAAAGAUUAUGCUAUCAGGAAAUUUGCUUCUGUACUUCCUGAAUAUUUUAAAGUAUUUAAGGAUGAGCGUUGCAUGACUCCAUUGGUUAUUCUGGCAUCCUUUAUGCCCACUGCUGCUGUUCCUACAUUCAGCCGUGGUGUGAUUUCCAGACUCAGAAAUAUUAACAGUGGAGCUGACCAAAGCAAAUAUUCUACCCUGAUUGACUGCAUGUGUCGCUGGGGUCAAGUGGGGCAUAUUAUGGAAUUAGCCUGUGAUUGGUUGUCUGACACACUGACCCCAAGAAAGAACGUUAAAACAUCUGGACGCCGAGUGCAGAUCCACGUACCCCAGGAAUCAAAGCCAGAACUGGCAAUUGAUUACAUUGACUAUUUAUUGACUCAUCCUACCAAUCGUGAUUGCCUCCUUUCUGUUCAUAAAAAGAAACUGAAGAAACUUUUGAAAAUCCUCAGUGCUGCAAAGAGGGUUCUUGGCUCAAUCCUUAAAGGAACUAAUGCAGAUUCUGGUAGCUGGAAUCAAGCAACUAGUCUAAGAGCCUUCAGCCUCUUUUGCAGAUUGAGUAUUCAUCUUCAGCACAAGUUUUCUGGAGAAGGAGAUUGCCUCUCACUUUUGAAGGAGACAGGUGCUUGGAUAGAAAGUCAAGUUGUACCUUUUAUACUAUCAAGUGAUCAAGAGGAUGGUAUUUCAAAACACAGUAGUGUUUCUGAAUUAAUUAUCCAGGCCUACCUGACGGUAUGUAAAGAUGUCAUAAUGGUUGGCCUUGGAAAUCUCACGUUUCAAGCACAUGUUCUAGAUAUGGCUCUUCCAAUUAUACAGACAGAGAGAGGUGGCUUUUGUGCUCCAGUAUUACUGUGUGCUCUAAAAGAAAUUGUUGAAGCUUCUUUAACUCAGAAUACUGAGACAGAUGAAGUGGCAAAUCUUUUUCACACUGUACAAAACGUCUUGCAAAAAGUGUUGGAAUGUGUGGCACAUAGACUCAAGAAACAGCAGGAAGAAGGGAUUCAGUUGAUUCACUCUAUUCAGAUGCCUCUUGGAGAAUUCAUUCACGCACUGCAGUGCUGGCAUUCAUCAUUCCCAGCAGUGCACCAGGGUGUACUCUCCACUCUCCUGGCUGCAGUAGUAGCAGACAUAAAUUGUGUGCUACAGAUGGCUUCCAGUGAAAAAGAUGUCAUUAUACCAAAGACUGUUUCAGAACUUCCCCCUCUUUCAAGCAGUUUAAUGGCCAUAAUUAUGAAGUCAGUUAAUGUUGUCAGGUCAUUUUUAAAUGAAUUAAUGGAAUGCAUUCUUUCUGAAGAAAUUAAAGGGAUUUUUAGUCUAACAGCUGCUGUCAGCAUUGUGAUGACAAUUAAAGGUAAGCACAGACCUGCCCUUCUAAAGGAUGUUGCCCCUGCCGUUCGAGGGAAGCUGAUGGUGUGCAACGAGGCCACCGAGGGAUCCAGCAGCACUGAGAGAUUCCUGUGUGAAUCAUCUCUGAAAAUUUUGGAUGAAUUUUUAAAUCCUUGUCCACACCAAAGCUUUUGUCAUGCAAAUUAAAGGAAGGAAGACGUAUUGCUUUUUAAAAAAUAUUAACUUGUAAAAUUAUGAAUAAGUAAAGUUUAUUUUCUGCUAUGCUGUACAUUUAAAGCAAGGAAUGUGUAUAAAGAUGUGUAUAAAUAUUAUGAAAUAGUAAAAAUUGCUCAAAAGCUACAAAGAAGUUAUUCUGUAUAAAAGUGUCUUUGUGGGAGGAAUAUAAAAUCAAUGUUUUUGUAUCUUUGUUUUUGAAAAACAAAAUUAAUUGUAUCAUAGAUAUUCUGAGACUGAGGUACCACCUCAGUCCCUGGGAAGACUGCAGAGCAUACUCCUAGAGGUUUUGGAGAUUAAUUUUAUUUCAAGACAUGCGUGGGACAAAAUGGUGAUUGGGAAUAGCUAUUCUGGCUAACCAACCAGAUUUCCCUCCCUUUUGUGGAAGAAGAGAGAGCAGAGAAUGUCAUGUUUCAUGUCUUUAGCAAAGACUUUUACGCAAUCUUAUAUAGUAUCCUUACAGCCAAAUUGGAGAAAGAUGGGAUGGAUGUGUAGACAUAGAAGAUGGGUGGACAACGUGCUGGACCAAUGGACUUGAACGAUAACACAGCCUGGAGUGAGAUUUGAAAGGCUGUUGCUGUGGCAUUCCUCAAGGCAGACACUGGUGCCACUGCUACUUAACACUUCCAUGAAGAGCUUGGGCAAUGGGAUGAACUGCAACCUUGGGCUGUUGGCAGAUGACACCAGCUUGGGAGCAGUGGCUGAUUCCCAGGGGCUGAGUUGUUCCGUUCAGUGGGAUCCUGACGAGCUGGGCUAAGGAUCGACCAGUCUCGUGACGUUCAGCCAAGACAUGUGCUCUUCUACCCACAAGGGGCUGAUCCUGCACACCAGUGUAGGCACAGGGGAAAGGGCAGCUCAUGUCUGCACCUGCCUGGAUGAAGACUAAGAAAAGACUUUUCCCAGAGGUGCACAUGAAGAGAAUAUGAGGCAACUGAACCAACUUGCAGCAAGAGAAUUUCUUGUUGGAUGUAAAAAACAAUCAUUAUGAGAGUGAAUUGAAACAGGAAAUGGAACUGGAACAGGUUACUCAGAAAGCCUAUGGAAUACCCAUCUAUGGGGGUAUUCAUCCUUGGAGAAGUGCAGAACUUGAAGGACAAGGGGGGCUCUGGCUGUGCAUUGUGGCCACACAACCCCAUGGAGCGCUACAGGUUGGGCACAGAGUGACUGCAGAGCAGCCAGGCAGAAAAGGAACUGGGGUGCUGACUGACAGCAGCUGAUCAUGAGCCAGCAGUGUGCCCAGGUGGCCAAGAAGGCCAAUGGCAUCCUGGCCUGGAUCAGGAACAG
Molecule: messenger RNA, 4987 nt
Organism: Neopelma chrysocephalum (saffron-crested tyrant-manakin)
Lineage: Eukaryota; Metazoa; Chordata; Aves; Passeriformes; Pipridae
Gene: NCAPG2
Product: non-SMC condensin II complex subunit G2
Exons: 28
Coding region: 212-3676 (1154 amino acids)
Biological process (GO): mitotic sister chromatid segregation
Cellular component (GO): condensin complex; nucleus
Source: RefSeq, a predicted model, not a curated record